UUUGCUUAUGGAUCUAUCAACCUGUUGAUGACUAUGCUAAAGCCAUAAACUAAUGUGAGAAAAAUAUCUCUUUCUCAUAAUUUCAGAUUCUACAUGAUCACUGUGGUAGUUUUUAUGUUUUCCUCUGAAAUCAUGCAAAACCAAAGCUUUGUGACUGAGUUCAUCCUUCUGGGGCUUUCACAGAAUCCAAAAGUUCAGAAAAUAGUAUUUGUUGUCUUUUUGUUAGGCUAUAUUACAACUGUUGGUGGAAAUUUACUAAUUGUUGUGACCAUCGUCAGCAACCCAGCACUCCUGGGCUCCCCAAUGUACUUCUUUCUGGCUUUUCUGUCCUUCUUGGAUGCAUGCUUCUCUUCAGUUAUCGCCCCAAAGAUGAUUGCAGACUCCCUCCAUGAGAGGAAAGCCAUCUCCUUUGAAGGCUGCAUGAUCCAACUCUUUGCUGAACACUUCUUUGCUGGAGUGGAGGUGAUUGUCCUCACUGCCAUGGCCUAUGACCGCUAUGUGGCUAUUUGCAAACCCUUGCAUUACCAUUCCAUCAUGAACUGGAGGCUCUGUGGUAUUUUGAUGGGGGUAGCAUGGACAGGGGGCUUCUUGCAUUCUAUGAUACAAAUUCUCUUUACUGUCCAGCUGCCCUUCUGUGGACCGAAUGUCAUUGAUCAUUUCAUGUGUGAUUUGUACCCAUUAUUGGAGCUUGCCUGUACUGACACUCAUGUCCUUGGCCUGUUGGUGGUUGCCAAUAGUGGGUUCAUCUGCAUCAUAAACUUCUCCUUGUUGCUUAUCUCUUAUUGUGUUAUCUUACUCUCACUGAGAUCUCAUAGCUCUGAAGGUCGUCGGAAAGCUCUCUCCACCUGUGGAUCUCAUAUUGCUGUCGUAGUUUUGUUCUUUGUUCCGUGCAUAUUUGUGUAUGCACGACCUCCAUCUGCUUUCUCCUUCGACAAGAUGGUGGCCAUAUUUUACACCAUCCUAACUCCUCUGCUCAAUCCUUUGAUUUACACUUUCAGGAAUAAGGAAGUAAAAAAUGCCAUGAGAAAAUUGUGGACCAGAUUGAUGAUGGUUUCUGAUGAAAAUUAA
This is a messenger RNA of Orycteropus afer afer, 1068 nucleotides long. RefSeq names its product olfactory receptor 4C15. Gene Ontology annotation, molecular function: G protein-coupled receptor activity; olfactory receptor activity. Lineage: Eukaryota; Metazoa; Chordata; Mammalia; Tubulidentata; Orycteropodidae. The record is from RefSeq and is a predicted model, not a curated record. Gene Ontology annotation, biological process: G protein-coupled receptor signaling pathway. Gene Ontology annotation, cellular component: membrane.